Messenger RNA from Arabidopsis lyrata subsp. lyrata, 1652 nucleotides. RefSeq names its product F-box/LRR-repeat protein 25. The transcript is spliced from 3 exons. Lineage: Eukaryota; Viridiplantae; Streptophyta; Magnoliopsida; Brassicales; Brassicaceae. The coding region runs from base 73 to 1503 and encodes 476 amino acids. The record is from RefSeq and is a predicted model, not a curated record. Gene Ontology annotation, molecular function: protein binding.
AAUUAUUCCACUAAAAAUACUAAAUCAAUAAUUAGUAACAACACUUGAAGAUUUUUUGAAAUCCGAUUGGCCAUGGAAGAGGAAUACCACGCCACCGUCGCUGUAGGAAACCCUAGCGACCGUUUUGAUCGUCCUCUCGAAAUUAGACGAUCAAGUGAUUCAAGCGAUGGUAUAGACAUAAUCAGCGAUCUACCCGACGCGGUUCUCCAACAUAUCUUCUCCUAUAUUCCGACAAAGUUUGCUAUCAGAACAUCCGUCUUGUCAAAACGAUGGAGACAUGUAUGGUCCGAGACACCUCAUCUCUCCUUUGGUUGGUUCAGUGGUUCCCCUAAAUUGAUAAACAAAACCCUAGCCAGCUACUCGGCUUCCAAAAUCACGAGUUUCCAUCUCUGUACCCGUUACUGCUACAAGGCUAACCAUGUUAAUAGCUCGAUCGAGUUUGCAAUGUCUCACAACGUUGAGAAUCUUUCUCUGACGAUCAGUAAUCUCACAAGGAGUUAUUGUUUUCCUGAUCUUUUCUUCACCAACUCCUCUGUGAAGCAACUCUUGGUCAAUUUGCAACAUCUUUACACCAAAAAAAAAAAAAAAAUGCCUUUUGUGAAUUUGAGUCCCGGAUGCACCGUUUCUUGGACAUCACUAAAGAACUUGUCUUUAAGCUCUUGUAAACUCUCUGAUGAUUCCUUACUUAAGAUUCUGUCUGGUUGUCCAAUCCUGGAAACCUUGAGUUUGAAGUUUUGUAUCUCACUCAUGUAUGUUGAUCUGAGUAAAUCGCUGCGCUUGACAAGAUUGGAGAUAGAACGCCGCAACCCUUUUCCAGAACCAAUGCAGAUUGUGGCGCCACAUGUCCGUUAUUUGAGAUUGAGAGACUCUGAGGCACAAUGCACCUUACUUGAUGUCUCUUCUUUAACAGAAGCUAAUGUAGACUUUACCGAUUUUCAUCCUAGAACCCUUUAUCAUGGUUUUGAGCCCUUAGACCCUAGUGUUCUUCUAGUCACGGUGCAAACGAUGCUAGAACAGUUUCAGAACGUAGAGAAGCUUACUUUGGGGGUUAACUUUCUUCAGAUGUUAUCUCUUUCCAAGAUCCCUAGUCUUCCAUUACCGACGCUCAAAGUCAAAAAUCUGACUCUUGAAACAAGGAUUAUGCCAACUGUGGUUCCUGGUAUAACAAGGCUAUUACAAAACUCACCUGGAUUAGAGAAGUUAACAGUACUUUACACAAUUGACGAGUGCAGCAUCUUACUGUGGGAGUGUGUCAACAGCUACUUGAAGAAGCAAUUGAAAGAUGUGGCCUUUCUCUUUCCGUGGGAGUAUGAAGUUAUAAAGCCGAAAGUCAUGGCUUCGUUCAUGGAACUUUUGCUGGCAAACACAAAAACGCUAGAGACAUUGGUUUUACAUUUGGGAAGUUGCAUUAAUAGAUCAAGAUUUGAAGAGCUGUCUCAAAUCGCUCUCACGCUUUCUCAUAACAAUAAGGUCUCAAUUCUGCUCAAGCGAAGCGGUGGCUGAUCUCAUCUCAUUCAACAUUUUUAUAUGGGUUGAUUCUCAACUUAGAGAAGUUCCUUGGAAGUUUAGUGGGGAAGUUAAAUUAUGCUCAAGUGAAGUGGUGUUAAAUUAUGUUACAUCAGGGUUUUAGUGUUUUGGUAUCAACUACUUUU